UUUGAGCCUGCAAACGUAAACAUGUUGACCAACAACGAGCUAAUGGAGCAGUUCUACUUCCCCGACGAAGCCCCAGCGAUUCCCGAAUUCCUCGGCAAUGAUACCUUCCAGCAGUUCGAGCAGCUCAUGUACCAGCAGGAGUUCAGCACCAGCGACAGCCAGUCGGACGGAGCGAACAGUUGCUCCUUGGAGAUGUAUUACGACACGCCGUCUGUCCUGGAAUUGGAGCACAUGCUAAGUGCCCAGGAGCAACAGCAGCAGCAUCAAGCGAAUCCCUUAGGAAAGAGUCAAGGCAGAAGCCCGAGAUACUGGAACAAGCAGCAGAGGAGCAAGCCAUACGACAAGCUGUCCACUUCCCUGUCAUCAUCUGCAUCCUCCUCCUCCGCCUCUUCGAGCAGUUCGUCCGCGGGAUUCGGAGGCGAAGUCCUUAAAAAGCGGCGACUGGCUGCCAAUGCUCGGGAACGGAGGCGGAUGAACAGCCUGAACGAUGCCUUCGACAAGUUGAGGGACGUAGUCCCGUCUCUUGGCCACGACCGGCGACUGUCCAAAUACGAAACCCUCCAAAUGGCGCAGGCAUACAUCGGGGAUCUGGUCACGUUGCUGUCCAGAGACUACUAGCCAGUGUGGACGAUCCUUCAUCCUUCCUCCAAUGGAAGUUCCUUUGCUGGCUGUGUUGCAGCAACACCUUCAUCCUAGUG
Molecule: messenger RNA, 698 nt
Organism: Drosophila santomea
Lineage: Eukaryota; Metazoa; Arthropoda; Insecta; Diptera; Drosophilidae
Gene: amos
Product: basic helix-loop-helix transcription factor amos
Exons: 1
Coding region: 22-618 (198 amino acids)
Molecular function (GO): protein dimerization activity
Source: RefSeq, a predicted model, not a curated record